Molecule: messenger RNA, 1371 nt
Organism: Ruditapes philippinarum (Manila clam)
Lineage: Eukaryota; Metazoa; Mollusca; Bivalvia; Venerida; Veneridae
Exons: 1
Coding region: 1-1371 (456 amino acids)
Source: RefSeq, a predicted model, not a curated record
AUGAAGAUAGAUAAAUUACGAUCAGUCAGAGAGGGACAGCGAAGAUGUAUCGAAAUAAAGCUUGAACGAAUUGAACGAGCGAAAGAGAAUUCAUCAAUGAUAGAAUUUAACGCAAUUUUUGAAGCCAUUAUCAGUGGAGCAGAGACAAUUAAUUCCUUAAACGAAAAGAUUAUAGAACUGACGGAAGUAACGGAUAUCGAGGAGGAAAUAAUAAGCAGUGAAGAAUAUGGAUUGACGCUGGAAAUAAAGGUGAGAGAACUUCAAGCCUAUAGCAAAGCAACUAACCCGCAAAUCCAGAUGGAGGACAGAAGUGGUUCUUCAAUCGAAAACGUGAAUAAUGGUAACAGUUCUUUGCAAAAUGUGAGUACAUUUCAUUCAAAUACGUCGCUUUAUCAGAGACUGCCGAAAUUAUCGCUACCUGUAUUUAGUGGUGACAUUCUCGAAUGGCAAAGUUUUUGGGAUGCUUUUGAUUCCUCUGUUCAUCAAAACCCGAAUCUUACAGAAGUACAAAAAUUUAAUUAUUUGAAGACGCAACUAGAAGGCAGUGCGGCUAAUGUUAUUCAAGGAUUUGCACUUACGCAUGCAAAUUACAUACAAGCAGUCGAUUUACUGAAGGAGAGGUUCGGACAGAGUCAUAAAAUCAUUCAUGCGUAUAUACAGGCGUUACUAAACCUGCCAGCCCCGAGCAAUACUCUACACAGUAUGAGAAACUAUAACGACAAAUUAGAAGCUUAUAUUCGCGGAUUGGAAUCGCUAGGUCAGUGUCAAAAUACGUACGGAACUCUUUUAGUACCAGUCAUUAUAGACAAACUUCCGGCAGAAAUUCGCAAGAGUUUAGCACGAGAAAAUGGCAGCGAUAAGUGGUCAUUAGAAUCUUUACGAAAAGCGUUAUAUCGUGAACUGAAUAUCAUGGAGGCCGGACAGACUACAGAUGCUUUAGCUGGUUAUAGAACUACAGCGUCGUUUUUCACGGGCGCUAGACGGAAACCGGAAGCCGGUAGUCACGUGAUACACAGACGGAUGCACAAAACGCUUAUUGAUCAGAGAAAGUGUAUUUACUGCAAUGAAAAUCACCAUGCUAACGAUUGCACAAAGUUAAUUGAUGUGAGGGUUAAAAAGGACAAAAUAAGAAAGAAGCAUUUAUGUUUUAAUUGUUUGAAAAAUCACCAAGUAAUUAACUGCCGAUCACACUUCAGAUGCUUGAAAUGUAAAAGAAAACACCAUACUAGUAUAUGUGAAAAUUGUCCAGAUUCAAGGCCGAAAAUAAAUACCUGCCCGACAAACCUACCUUCAACCGGAAGUGAUACCUCCACUCAAAUACAGGCAACAGUUUUACACUCAAGAUUCGAAACCGACCAGACGUUUUAUUAA